This is a messenger RNA of Penicillium concentricum, 351 nucleotides long. RefSeq names its product cytochrome c oxidase VIIc family protein. The transcript is spliced from 5 exons. The coding region runs from base 1 to 351 and encodes 116 amino acids. The record is from RefSeq and is a predicted model, not a curated record. NCBI's taxonomy places the organism in Eukaryota, Fungi, Ascomycota, Eurotiomycetes, Eurotiales, Aspergillaceae. Gene Ontology annotation, biological process: mitochondrial electron transport, cytochrome c to oxygen.
AUGGGGCAAGCGAUAUAUCACGUGAUUUAUGAUCAUCCCAUUCCGCACCUCGCGACGUUCACUUCGGCUUCGUCCGUCCGCUCCCGAUCGUCCACUCUCUCCUCUCUGUUACUCAAGAUGUACUCCUCCGCUAUCCGGGCCAGAAUGGCCACCUCCUUCGUUGCCCGUCGUGGCUUCUCCACCACUCGUACCCAGCUUGGCAGCCCCUACCACUACGCUGAGGGUCCUCGCACCAACAUCCCCUUCAACCCUCUCACCAAGCACUUCUUCUGGCGCUACUGGGCUUUCAUGAUUACCGGAUUCGGUACUCCCUUCGCCAUUGCUGUCUGGCAAACCUACAAGACCAAAUAA